Messenger RNA from Lotus japonicus, 1922 nucleotides. RefSeq lists its product as uncharacterized. The coding region runs from base 205 to 1569 and encodes 454 amino acids. The transcript is spliced from 2 exons. NCBI's taxonomy places the organism in Eukaryota, Viridiplantae, Streptophyta, Magnoliopsida, Fabales, Fabaceae. The record is from RefSeq and is a predicted model, not a curated record.
GGGUUCUCUUCAAAAUUUUAAAUUUCCAUCUCCAAAAAAAAAAAAACCUUAACUACUUAACGCCGCCGUUGCGGCCACCGCCAUCUCCGUCGCCGUCACCGCGGCCACCGUCUCGGAUGGCCUAUUUUCCGUGAUUCAAACACACCCAUUUACUCAAAAUUUAAUUUUUUGAAUUAAUUUUUGAUGUAAUUGAUUUUGCAGAAAAUGAUGGCUCUGAAGAAAGCUUAUGCUGAUGUGAUUCUGAACACAGCGAAGGAGGCUGCGGCUCGGGUGAUGGCGUCUGAACGGAGAGCUCUUCAGUACCAGAGUGAGCUUGCUGCGGUGAAAGAUGAGGCUCUUCACAUGUUACUCCGUUUGAAGAACAUGAUUGAUGCUAAGACAGCUGAAUCAGAGACGACAUCAUUGAAGCAGCAAAGUAAAAUUGAAGAGCUUGAAGCACAAUUGAAUGAGGCUGAGGAUGUCAUAACAGAUCUAAGGGAAGAAUUGAAACAUGUACGUCGUGAGUUAGAAAAGACCAAGAAUAUCCAGAUCAAUUCCUUGGAUGGACAAAGUGUGAAGCAAGUUGCAUCUUUUCAGGAGAGUGCAAAACCUGGCGCUUUGGCAUUGUUUUCUAAGAAAGAAUUUGAAUGUGUAACGAGCUGUGAUGUGAAGAACAAAUCAUUGACUGUGAAUUCUCUAGAUGAGAAGUGCUGUAAUUCGAAAAAACAAACUGAGCAUUUGUGUCGGUCUAAUUUGGAUGACUCUGACUUUACUUCAUUCCUCAUGAGAAGCAAGGAAGCUGAACUUUGCAAAAAUGGAGUUACUCAGAGAACCCAUGCACUCGAAGGAAACUUGCUGGAUGAAAAGCUGCUCACUCGAGAUGUGCACAAUCAAGAUUACAGUAAAAAGGAUGGGCUUGCCAAAGAUAUUGAAGGGAAAGUUGCUAAAUUUAAUGCACCGUCUGCCAAGACUGAGAAAAUGGAAAUUAAGAAGCACAUUAAGCUUCAUAAAAGACCAAAACGGAAGAUUCUUUCGUAUUGCAGGUAUUGCUUGCUUUCCUCUUGUAAAAUACACACAAAUGAGAACUGUAGAUCUAGCAAAGGUGUGUGUUCUCUAUCUACUAUCAAGUCUUGUGCCAUCAGUAAAUGGAAAAGAAGGAAAAGAAGACACGGACAUGUAGGAAUGGUAUCUUCUGUUUUUAAGAGUAGUAAACCAUCAUUUGUUCUCAGUGGUGUUACUGAAAGCAUCGAGGCUGUUAAGAAAUUUGAAAUUGUGAAGGAUCAUGAGUUACUAAGUUUAGAAGGUUGUGCUGUGCAGAAUUCAGCUGGCCCCAGUUCUAAUAUGACAGUUGAGGUUGUUGAUACUCCGUCUACAAAAACUGACUUGGAAGAUGCUAAAGCAUUUGAAGAAAAUUAUGGAUCUCCUGGUCAAGCAUAUGACAAUAGGCUUUUGAAGUAUACCUUUCAAAGGAAGCGAAGAAGGGAAUCCUUGGUAAACCUGUACAAAAAGUUUGAUUCUGAGAAGAGCGCAACAAAGAUGAAGGUGGAGGACAAACUAAAUGAUGCAUUAGAUGCCCAGAAAUGUGCAUGAUAGAUGGACCUUCUAGUGAUAUUCAGCACCUGGCCCAAGUCACUCAUCAAGUCUGUCGAAUUCUCCUAUUGAAAAGUACCCUCAGCUGCUUGAUUCAACGCUUGAACUUGAACUUGGUAGCAAAGCUUGAUGGAUGAUAGUUAAGUUAUUAGGAUCUUUGUUAAUUUUUCUUGUUCCUAUUUUUGAAGUUUCUUCAUUGUGAAUUAUAAACUUAUAUAGGAAGAGAAGGCUUGUUGCGGGUAGAUUGAAACUUAUGCUGAUUGUAAUUGUCUCAUUUCAAAUGAACAUCUCCAGAACAUGGCUGUGCUAGUGUUUUAAUUUGAAAGCUCAAAGCUCAUUAUUUUUCUCUUGGA